AUGACCCUGGGAGCUGGAUGCUGCGGGGAUGCUCCCUGUGGUUGGCAUGGAGACGGGUUAAUGUGGAUGUUGACCUUGUGGAGGAUGCAGCACGCACACAGACGUAUGGACAGUCUCCAGGCGGUGGAGCGGACAGUGCACCCUAUGCCUAAGACAGCUGGGGGGGGGGGUUCUGUGGUGUCUGCAGCUCUUUCCUCUGUCUACAGCUCUAUGGAAACAAUUCUGGUGACUGGAGGGGUUAUGGACGUUCAGGUUGUCAGAUCACAAGAUGAGGGUUUUGCAGCUAUAACAGGAGGUUCCAUCCAAAGCGUAUGGAAGCUCAACAAGUUUAGCUUUUGGUGA
Knipowitschia caucasica is the source of this 342-nucleotide messenger RNA. NCBI's taxonomy places the organism in Eukaryota, Metazoa, Chordata, Actinopteri, Gobiiformes, Gobiidae. The record is from the annotation of a GenBank genome assembly.